AAUUAGAUAUAAAUUAUUUACUUAUCACAUUUAAUGAUAAUAAAAUAAUAAGAUAGUGGUUUGAAUGAAUAAAUAAAGGAAUUAUAGUUAUAAAAAAUGUCAAUUAAAAACAAAUUAUUCAAAAUAGAAACUAAUAUUACCGGCAACACCGUUUGCCGCGUGUUCAAAACAUAUCAACAAAUUUUAAUGUUUCAAAUUUUUUGUUCGUCGAUUGUCGUAAUAAUUUUAAUAAAAAAAAUUUAUAUUUAUUCAAUUUACAAAAUUAAAAAUUUCACAUGAAAAUGAGAAAACGCAGAGAAUUACCAAAAGAUUGGGACGAUGAUUCUCUCGAUACAGACAAGUCAAGAAAUAGUAUACACAGUGUACCAUCUAUAUUUGGUGUUAUAAUAGUUUUAUACAUUUCAUUUUUAAUUGGAAUUGUGUAUAAAAUCGAUAACACCCUACCAACUGCUCUAAACAUUACCGACGAAAAAAAUAACCCUGACGCGUUUAUUUCCGAAAGAGCAAUACACGAUCUCAAUUUUUUAACUAAUUUAGGACCUAAAGUAGUCGGAUCGUACGAAAACGAAGUCCUAGCGGUUAAUUUUUUAAAACACGAAAUCGAACAAAUAAAACUUAACGCCCACCCCAAUCAACUAUUAGAAUUAGAUAUUCAAACAGUCAGCGGGUCAUAUUACAUGAAUUUAAUAAAAUCUGAUAACAUUAACGUAUAUAGAAGCGUACAGAAUAUUGUAGUAAAGUUGCACGGGGUAAAUAACACCGAUAAAAGUAUUUUAAUCAAUUCUCAUUUCGAUUCUGUACCGACCAGCCCCGGGGGUAGUGAUGAUGGUAUCAACGUCGUCGCGAUGUUGGAAAUAUUGAGAAAAAUGUCGAAAUUUCCUUAUAAACCUCGUCAUAAUGUUAUAUUUCUCUUUAAUGGGGCCGAGGAAACGGUCCUACAGGCGUCCCACGGUUUCAUAACCCAACAUAAAUGGGCGAAAGGGUGUAAAAUCGUGGUGAAUCUAGAAGCGGCUGGAACAGGGGGGAAAAUAAUGUUGUUUCAAACGGGACCUGGGGCACCUUGGUUAUUGGAAGCUUAUAAACAAGUCCCACAUCCAGUUGGGGCGGUUAUAGGGGAGGAAAUAUUCCAAUCCGGUUUGAUACCCUCCGAUACGGAUUUUAGAAUAUUUAGAGACUUUGGUGAACUUGUGGGAUUAGAUAUGGCAUUUUGUCGACAUGGUUACAGAUACCAUACGAAAUACGAUGAUUUUAAAAACAUCCCCUUCGGAUCUUAUCAACACGUCGGAGAUAACGCCCUAAAGCUGAUAAACGUCUUAGCCAACGCUCCGGAAUUGAAUAAAUUACAAACCGGUCAACAUGUCGUCUAUUAUGACAUCUUGGGCUGGUUCAUGGUGACGUAUUCGGACACUACGUCGACCAUUUUGAAUAGUGGUGUGAUUUUUAUGUCAUUAUUCGUCACUAUUUGGAGUUUAUUCUCAUUUAAACUCAGUUUAAAUACGUUGCCGUAUAUAUGUUUCGUGUUAGGGAGUAUUUUGGGAGGAUGGGUCUUGGCUUUAUCCUUCUCCGCCAUUUUAUCUUACGUUUUGGACGUCUUAAAUCAUACUAUGAGUUGGUACGGAACCCCCGUGCUUGUUUUAGGGUUAUUUUCUAUACCAACUGUUGCUAUAACAGCCCAAAUGAUGACGUUUGUAAAUCACGAGAAACUUUCGUUGAACGUGAGACUGCAAAUACAAGCGCACUCCGUGAGACUGAUUUGGACUGUGGUUGUAUUUAUAGGGACGAUUUUUAAAAUACGUUCUGUAUAUCCAAUCACGAUUUUGGUGGCUUUUAACACGUUAGCCUUUUUAAUAAUACAUUCGCUUCGUUUGCACCGAUCGGUUAGAAAAUGGCAGAUACUGUAUUUAACGUGUUUGUUUAUACCUACAAUUUUUUUGAUAUACGAAUCUUUAACUGGAUUAGAAUUCUUCAUACCUUUAACUGGUCGUAUAGGGUCUGACAAAAAUCCGGAUUUAAUAAUAGGAAGUCUCACAGUCGUAUUAACCAUAUUAACCACCAGUAAUUAUGUGAUUUUGUCCAAUAUACUCCGCCAAGGAAAAUAUUUUUUUAUAUUGUUAUGGUUCAUAUUUCUGGCAACUCUUGUGGUAGUUUUUACUCCAUUAGGGUUUCCGUACAGCGGGGAUUGGGUGAAUCCCACUCCGCAACGAUAUUGGAUGACUCAUUCCCAAAGAUUGUUUUACAACGAAACUGGGCAUUUACAAAAGACCGAUAGCGGUAUAUUUAUGUUGAAUAUGGAUAGAAAUUCCCCUAACAGCGUCAAAAGUUACGUGAAAGAUCUUUUGAAAGCUAAAUCUUUGAAGGACGAUUGUAAUAAUUAUAUUUUGUGUGGGUUACCGUUGUCCCACGUGAAAAUGACACAAAUUAUGGAAUACAGUACUUGGGUUCCGGCGAAUCAACCGAAUCUACCGUUCCCUUCGAAAUUGAUCGUAAAUUCCAAAAAAAUGAUUUCUUCCACUUCUACGACGUACAAUAUCAGUUUGACAGGACCGGAUCGACAAUACGUGUUUUUGGUACCGAAAGAGAACGUCAAUUUGACCAAAUUGAGUCUAAUAGAUAAAUUACCGAAAUUCGUUAAUAGAUUCAAAGGGAGACCGUUGAUUUUUUUGAAUACAGUGUCCGGCGUUAAUCCCGCUACUUUGACAGUUACUUUUGACGUCGAGUAUCCCGAGAAUUAUACGGGGGAUUCGUAUUUGGACGUGGCGGUUAGUAGCGUCCACGUUCAUUCGAAAUUGGUCGCGAAAACCCCGUAUUACACUACAUUUUUGAAGCAGUUUCCCGAUUGGGCGGACGUUACCGCCUGGGUGGGGUCGUACGCCUCGUAUGUUCUAUGAUUUUUCGUGAAAUUGAUUUCGAUAUUGACUAUAACCUCAAUUUAAUAAAAUUAUCUAUGAAAAUUG
This is a messenger RNA of Diorhabda sublineata, 2954 nucleotides long. Its product is annotated as endoplasmic reticulum metallopeptidase 1-like. Lineage: Eukaryota; Metazoa; Arthropoda; Insecta; Coleoptera; Chrysomelidae. The transcript is spliced from 11 exons. Gene Ontology annotation, biological process: proteolysis. Gene Ontology annotation, molecular function: metalloexopeptidase activity. The coding region runs from base 276 to 2888 and encodes 870 amino acids. The record is from RefSeq and is a predicted model, not a curated record.